CGCUGUCAUAUGCAACUGGCCAUCACGAGGGUCCUCCCUCUCCUUCUCUCUCUCUCACCCUCUCUCUCACGCGUUCAACCCGCCCCUUUGCUCUCUCUCAAGCCCUUUGUUCCCACGUAUAAAAAACACUCUGCGGACCCCACACCCCCUCCCGCUUGUACAGUUGAUUACUGGCAUGAGACUGCCUUUUCCUUCGCUCUCUACUCUACCUCCUACUCUCGCAAAACCCCCCCGCUACUUUCCCACCCUCAUAUCUCACACAUCCACCACAACCACCCCAUACUACCGCCCGCUCUCACGCUCUCUCUCUCACCCCUCUCAACCACACCACCCACAAGCCAACCACUCCACAACCCCACCACCUCCCUCCUCCAAAAUGUCCUCCCCCGCCCCCGCCCAAUACGUAACAGUCACCCCCACCCCCUCCGGCUACGCGCUCCUCACCAUCCACCGCAACCCCGUCAACUCCAUGAACACACUCCUCUGGUCGCAACUCCAAGCCGCCCUCGACCGCUGCGAACAGGAUCCCAACAUCAGGGGGCUCAUCCUGACUUCCGGUCUAUCCAGGCCCGUGUUCACGGCCGGGAACGAUCUGACCGAGAUCUUUGCGCCCAUGACGAGCAGGGAGCAGUACGCGCGGUUCUGGACCGUGUCGAACCAGUUCCUGGCCAGGCUCUACCGAUCGCCGUUGAUCACCGCCGCUGCGAUCCACGGCGCGUGCCCCGCAGGCGGCACCGCCAUGUCCAUGGCCUGCGACCACCGCUCCAUCUCCCUGCACCCCGCCUCCUCCAUGGGUCUCAACGAGGUCGCCAUCGGCAUCCCCGUCCCCGCCAAAUGGGCCCAGCUCAUGGCGACCCUCACCGGGCAAGGGGAAGCCAACCGCCUGUGCGGGUUCGGGAAGAUGGUCGACGCCGCGGAAGCGAAACGCAUCGGCCUGGUCGACUCGCUUGUCGACGGCGAGGGGAAGGAGGUCGUUGCUGAUGCCGUCAGGUGGAUGGAAAAGACGUUGAGGUUGCCGGAUGUCGGAAGGGUCAUCACAAAGGCCCAUUUCAGGGAUAGGUUGAGCAGGGAGUGGGAGGAUGAGGAGUGGUUGAGAAGCGAGGCCGAGGGCGCCUGGGAAAUGUUGGCCAGUGACGAGGUCGUGACCGUGCUCGGCGGCGUCAUGCAGAGGAUGAGUGGCAAGGCCAAGAUCUAAGAGAACACACACACAAAACUCUGCUCUUUCAAACUCUCAAACUUGUCUGCCGGGACUGGCCCCACUGUCUUUUUUUCUUUUCCGUUGUCUAUUCCUUACGUUUUGAAUCCCUAAAUCCUUUUUCUUGUAAAUACACUCGGAAAAUACACACCACCCAUCUCUAUCCUCCUA
Molecule: messenger RNA, 1366 nt
Organism: Fimicolochytrium jonesii
Lineage: Eukaryota; Fungi; Chytridiomycota; Chytridiomycetes; Spizellomycetales; Powellomycetaceae
Product: ClpP/crotonase-like domain-containing protein
Exons: 1
Coding region: 176-1195 (339 amino acids)
Biological process (GO): fatty acid beta-oxidation
Cellular component (GO): mitochondrion
Molecular function (GO): enoyl-CoA hydratase activity
Source: RefSeq, a predicted model, not a curated record